Durio zibethinus is the source of this 567-nucleotide messenger RNA. The record is from RefSeq and is a predicted model, not a curated record. Lineage: Eukaryota; Viridiplantae; Streptophyta; Magnoliopsida; Malvales; Malvaceae.
UUGCUUAAUAGAGCACAUUUAUUAGAUAUAUUUUUCUAAACAGAGUUGGCUUAUACAAUGAAAGUAGACGAGAGAUGUGAUGUUUACAGUUUUGGGGUGCUAACAAUGGAAAUAUUUAUGGGGAGGUAUCCUGAUGAUUUGACUUCAUGUCUACCAUCGUCGUCAUCGGCAUCGACAUCGACAUUGGUAGCAAAUGACAACCAUCAAAUUUUACUUAAAGAUGUGAUAGACCAACGCCUUUCACCACCGACAAGGCAAGUUGCAAAGGAUGUUGUCUCUAAUACAAAGCUAGCAUUUGCAUGCUUGAAUGGCAAUCCCCAACUGAGGCCAACCAUGCGACAAGUUGCUCAAGCCCUUACACAUCAAUCGCUUCCAUUGCCCAAUCCUUUCUCAAUUAUAAAAUUGGGAGAAUUGUGGGAUUAUAAAGUCUGCAGUGGCUAAUAUUAAGGUGCUAACAAUUUAAAUAAUAAUUCUAAGCACGUGUAUUUGCUUUCAAUCUAUUUCUUUUUCUCUUCUUUGUAUCGAAAUGUUUAAGCACUCUAGUAAUAAAGCUUUUGUAGUAAAUCG